UUCUAUGGUUUUGUGCAUAUGCAAAAUAUCAUAAAUCAUUUUGUUAGAAGAAUUAGCUAGUUUAGUUAAAUAAUCUUUUUAAAAAUAUGCCUUCUAUUUACAGAUGCACAAAUCGAUGAGUAUUAGCUAUGAGUAUAAGAGAUGUAACAAAACGGAAUGAAUGUUGAGUAUCGUUUGACGAUUUAUAUUGGUAUAAAUAAAAAUAUAAUUUUAGACAUCUAAAAUUUUUAGAAUUUUAAAAUUAUAGAAUUUGAGGAUUUUAGAGAACUUUUAGAAUUUUAAAAUUUAAAAAUUUUUAUAUAUAUCCUGUAUAUAUCCUUAAAUCCAUAAUUGUAUCUUCUCUUUCUUUCUUCUUAUUCUUUCAAGCUUAAAAAUAAUAUUAUAUUUUCUUUUAUCAAAAGAAUUCAGUUCAUGUAAUUAUUUAUAGCUACACGUGCGAUUCAAAUUACCUCGUAUCCGCGUCAAAUUUAUUGCAACUCAUUCUAUCUAUCAUCCGAUUUCUGUGCAAUACUUCCUUUCCCAUUACGACGUAUCGCUUCAGUUGUCUCAAAUCAACGAGCGGUUCUAUGCAAUUGAGGUGAAACUCGACAUUUCUUUCCGAUGUUAUGCAAAAAUUUAUCCCCGCCAGCUAACGUUUCGUUUAACGACUCUUAGCUGCGAUACUAGUCGUCCAGUUCUCGCGGGUUCUCGUGAUACAGAAGUACUCUUCUUUAACUUAGUCUUUAUCACACGAUGAAACACGUCUUCCUAUUUUAUAUGUUCCUCAUUGAAAUUUAAUUCCAAAUCAUAAUAAUUUAAUUGCGAAUCAUAUCAAAUUUCAAAAGAAACCGAUAUUAGAAUUAAAAGAGGAAUUUGCCAAUAAGAUCAAGAAGAUUCUCAACAUAAUAUGUAACGACGAUUCAAAGAAAUUAUAAUUGAAGAUGUCACGGUAUCCAACCUCGCUACCUCGUUAUCAUUCGAUGCAUAAAGUGUAACUUCCUAGCAGAAAGUGGUCAAGGAGCCAUCGACGAUGAAGCUUAGCACGUUCCACGUUCUGUGCUACCUGUGCGUACUGAUCGCAUUCGUUCUGUCCACGAAGAGUGACUGGAAAAAUCAGCCUGUUUCGAACUCAUCAUCAAGGAUCCAAGAAACGAGGGAGAAGCCUUUAGAUGCAAGUAAUCCGCGGGACAAACGAGCAUUAGGUCUGAUUCUUUCAGGCCUGGCGCAGGUUUUUGGUUAUACGGUAAACCCUGUUCAAAUAGCUUCGUUGCCCAAUCCGACUACCGAGUCGGGCGAGACAAGAGGAAAUACUCAGUCAUCCGGCACUCAAGCGAAUUCCACUCAAUCGAAUGGGUCAUCAACUACCGCAGCUCCUAGACAACGAGAGACUAUCAGAUUCACCGGUGUAGUGAACUUCGGCAAUGGAACUGGCGUACUGACUCAUUUACAGCAAUACGAGGCAUUAUUCCAUGGAGGAAAUAAUAAUUCGAUAUCUGCAACAACUUCUGAAUCAUCGGCAACACAGUCACCCCAGGUAGAUCCAAGACCUCCUCUAGUAGUCAAAAUUCCUUUACCGAUUGUCCCACAGCCAAAUUUGCAGCCUAUACCUCAACCACCUCUGCCUGAGAUCCCUCCUCAAGAUAUUAUGCUGUCGUAUCCUGCACCAAUCGUCCCUGUUCGCAAGGAACAACAAAUGAGAAGGAAAAACUUGACAGAGAAAGUAACCGUGCAAAAUCAAACGAUUCAAAGUGGAAUGGAUGUUCGAUCGCAGCCUCCUUCGACUACUGUUGUAGUUCAGACGGAAGAUCCACGAUGGAAGAAAGAGUAUGAGGAUAGGUUAGCGGAAUUAGAACGUAAGCAGGAAGAACAGGCUAAAAGAUUGAAGGAACAGGAAUGGUAUAGAAAUCGACAGAAGGAGAAUAAUUAUAAUUAUGAAGAGGAUGGAAAAGAAUAUGAUGAUCGAGGAAAGCAAAUAGGAGAACAACAUUCUGAAUGUAGAAAGGAAGAGGAAGAAAGUGAUAAGGGAAAGGAGUCAGAAGAGGAAGAAAAUCAAUCAAGAGAGAAUGAAGAGAAGAUUCGUGAAUAUUCUACGAGUCAAAAAACAAAGAAGCCUGAAGAAAGCGAAGAAGAAGAGGAAGGAUACCAAAAUUAUAAAAAUGAUGAUGUUUAUAAAAAAGAUAUGCCUCAAUUAAAUGAAAAUUAUACUAGUAUACAAUCCAAUGAACCAUUGCCAUUGAGUGAAGAUGAUGAGCAAAGACGACCCGAAGAUUUGCGUAAUAGUUACGGAGAACCUUUGUACAAUCGUGAAUUAUUUGAUGAUGGGUUCGUGAAUUUUUUUAGAAAUCAGCCACUAAGGGAUAUUUAUAACUCUCCAUUUUCAAAUUCAAAAGAGAAAAUUUCGGAAGAGGAGGAAGAUCCGCGUGAAAAUCAGAAACAUGAAGACAGAAGUGAUGAAAGAGAAGAGAAGAAUAUUCCAGCGAGAAAUAAAUAUGAAGAAUAUAGUUUAGAGGAAGAUACGAAUACCAAGAGGAAGGAUGAAAACGAUUUUGAACCAUCGAAAAAAUAUUUUACUAAUGUUCAAACGAAUAGUAAAAAUCAAUUCGAAGAACGAGGAACGAUCGAAGAAAUGGAAUUUGGUAAAUAUAUGCCUUUAAUUGUUCCUGUUCGAUAUUUAUCUGUUCCUGAAGAAUUAGCGAAAGAGAAAUCGAAAGAGAAAUCGUUAUCGAUGGAAAAAUCAGAAAAAGAUAAUAAUAUAUUGGAGACAGGAAUAACGAAGAAGACUUCAAAAUUUAAAGAAUCAUGGCGAUCAAAAAAGGAGAAUUUAAAACCAAUAAUAGGUCUUCCGGAAAAGCCAAGACAGCUUCACGAAGGCGAACAGAAGGAUUUACAAAUAUGGCCACCACCAUUCGAUUUUGUUCUAGACAGUACGAUUCAUACCAAUGUUGUUCAAACAAAAUUUAACCAUAAUGAUAGUAUAGAAAUUCCUAAUAUUCGUCAAAAACCUGAAUCUUUUAGUAAAAAGAAGGAAAAAAGACAACAAAGAAACAGAAUUCUUAAUAAUUCAACUCAAAAAUCUUAUGACUCUCCCGAAGAUAUUUAUUAUCAAAGAUUUAAGAAUGAUCAUAAACAUAAAAUUGUUUCUGAGAAACGAUUGAUUAAACCAAUAAAUGCUGAGAGAUCGAAUCAUACACAUUUUAAAAUUGAAGUAAAAGAAGUAAAGAAAUUUGAACAAAAUGAUCAUGGAAAAGAAUUACCACAAUUUCACGAACAUUAUAAAUAUAUUUCCAAUAAUAAUUAUAAAAAUACAGAACGACCAAAUAUCGAUGUACAACAUUCUUCGAAACAGCAAAUUCCAAAUUCAUUGCAUUUUAAAAAUUUUGAAUCUUUGAAGUAUAAUAUUGAAAAAAAUGAGCCUGGUGUAGAGGAUAAAAACAGAAUAAACAGAAAAAUAGAUAAAAAUCAAAUAAUACAAGAUGUUCAACAAAAAUCUGAUCCACCAAUUAUUUUUGACCCUAGAGAGAAUUAUAAUUUCUUUGAUUUUAAUGAAAAUGUACAUGAUUUUAAUCAUGGAAGAGAAAACGAUAGAUUGUCCGAAGUUUUUGAAAGUAAUAAAAGAAUGGAGAAUAAAAGAGCAAUUGGUUUAACUAUACCGCAACAGGACGUGUAUCAUUAUGACGAAAGUUUGACGAAAUUUUUCAAUGAACCGGAAAGCAAAAGCGUGAAAGUCAGAGAGAAUAAUUAUUCGAAUGGUGCUCUUGGUAUGAAAAUGCACCAAGAACGAAUUGCUCCCAGCGAAUCGAUAAGUUAUAUCAAUUAUCCUAGUAUUUUGUAAUAAAAUUUGAUAUUUUUAAAUUUAUGCAAUAUAUAUUUUUGUAAUUAAAAUUAAUAAUUAUUUCAAAUGAAUUUUGAUAUUUUAUGAAAUUUUUUUAUAAAAUUAUAUUUAACAUACAUUUUCUAAAAUACUUUAUAGAAAAAAAUACUUAAGUAAAUUUAAUCAUAUUUUAUACCUUAUAAUCUAGAUGGAAAAAUUAAAAUGAUAUUUUAUUUUGAUAAAAUUAAUCAAGAAAGAUAUGAAAUAUUAAAAACAUUGAAAUUUUGAUAAUUAAAUAUUCGAAUUAUUUAUUAAAAAUACAAAUAUAUAAAAAUAUACUAUUUUAAGUGAUGUAAAUUAAUUAAAUAAUGCAUAAAAAAUUAUGAAUAAAUUAAACAUUGAAUUUUAAUGAAAAAAUAAAAAUAAAAAUUCGUUGUUAUAAAAUAAAAAAAAAAUUUUAAUUUUGUUAAUAUGAAAUUUAGUAUAUUUUUUUUUAAUAUGCUUUUUCUAUUUAUAAUCUACAAUAUAUGAUAAUAAUGAAAAUAAUGAAAAUAUUCUAUAACAUGGUAUGUUACAGGAUAAGCGAGAAGAAAUGCAAAGGAAUAAAGAUUUGGAAAAUAAAAUGACAGAAAUUUUAGAAAAUUUGAAGACCCGUCUAUUGGUCGAAUAAUAUUUAUUAUUACAAUGUAUUUUUAUAUAUUUCUUUCCUUAUUUUUGUAAAAAUUAUUGAAUUUAUUUAAUGGAUAUUGUGCAGAUAUCUUAUUUUAAAUUAUUAAUAAAAGAGUGGAUUAUUGUAUAACAGAUAAAA
Molecule: messenger RNA, 4598 nt
Organism: Apis cerana (Asiatic honeybee)
Lineage: Eukaryota; Metazoa; Arthropoda; Insecta; Hymenoptera; Apidae
Product: trichohyalin
Source: RefSeq, a predicted model, not a curated record